AUUACAAAGAUAAUAAAAGCACAUGAAGAAAUUGAGUUGGAUUCGAGAGCUUGUCAGAUAGGUGCUGCCAGUGUGAUAAAAACGAUCAUCAUCGGCAAGUUGGAGUAGUUGCUUACUACUGUACUUGUUGUGGCGUACUGGUGUCACAUCUAGAUCUGUCACCUAUGGAAGGCUGAAGCGGUGGUGCCGGCUAGCUGCUGGUUGGUUCCCAAAGAGUUGACAUUAUGUUGCCACAAAUGAAGGAGACUCGAGCUAGUCUAAAACAAAGGAAAGAUAAUACUAUCAUUAGCAUAACUUGAUUCUUCAUAUACGCAGGGAGUCAUAAGGCGCUCUCUACCUCUCAGCUUCACUAGCUGUCGCAAACACAUCCUUCUCGUGCGAGAGCUCGUUGCUGCUGCGACGCCAUGGUGGAGGUCGCGGGGAUGAUUGCGAGUGCGGUGGGGAAUCAAGUUGCUAGCAAGCUGGGCGAGCUCGUGAAAGACGAGAUCGCUCUGCUGUGGGGGUUCAAGGAUGAUGUUGACGGCCUGAGGGAGAAGAUGGAGGACCUCCAGGCCGUGCUGCUUGAUGCCGAUGAGAAGAUGCGCCGAGGAGACACAGAAGGAAAAGCCGUUGGGCGGUGGUUGGCCAAGUUCAAGGACGUCGCCUACGACGUUGAGGACGUGCUGGACGACUUGGACGCUACCGCACUCGUCGAGAAAACCCAGUCAAAGGUCAAGUUAUUCUGUUGUGGGAGCGAUCAGCUCCUCCAACGGUCGACCAUAGCCCACAGUAUGAAGACCGUGAGGAAGAAAAUACACAAAAUAGAAAUGGAGGGCCAGAAACUUAAUCUUGUGCCUCAUGUGACAAGGGCAGAAGGGAGCAGAAACAAGGAAACAUUUGCAGCCAGCAGUAAUGAAGGCAUGAAAACUGGAAUGGUGGGGAGGGACAUCGAGAAAGACAAAAUAAUCAGCCUACUAUUGACAAGUGAAGCUAAUGAGGAUAUCUCCAUCAUUCCAAUUAUUGGGCUUGCUGGUCUAGGAAAGUCAACAUUGGCUGAAUCGGUUUUGGCAGAUAAGAGCAUCAAUGUCUUUGACGUCCAAGUCUGGGUUCAUGUGUCUGAUCAGUUUGAUUUACACAAAAUUGGGAGUGCCAUCAUGAAAAGCAUAAAUGGUAGUAUCAACCUUGAUAACUGUACUUUGCAGUUUCUACAUGAUAAUCUGAAAAAAGAACUUGCUACUACAAGAUACUUGAUUGUUCUGGAUGACCUCUGGGAAGAAGAUGGAGAUAAACUGGAAGAAUUGAAGCGGAUGUUACAAUAUGGCUACAAGGGUAGCAGGAUUGUAGUAACUACCCGAAACCAAAGUGUAGUGAAAGCACUAAGCACUGGUUUUCUUGCAAAAGAAGGUAAAUUUUGCACAGUACCUGAGUCUGACCAAAUCAGUUUGGGCGUUCUAUUACCCGAUGACUGUUGGGAACUAAUGAAGCAAAGGGCACUUGGACCUAGUGAUGACCAAAGUGGUUUGCAAGAAAUUGGAAGGCAAAUUGCAAUGAAGUGUGGGGGAAUACCGCUCGUGGCAAAUGCUCUUGGGCAAGUAAUGUUUAAGUUAAGGACUCUCAAGGCCUGGGAAGAUAUAAGGGACACCAAGGUUGAUUUAGGUUUGAGAGAAAACAAGACAUUGGAGUGUCUCAUGCUUAGCUAUAACUACAUGAAGAUUGAAUUCAAAAUGUGUUUCACAUAUUUGGCGGCCUUCCCCAAGGGUUUUGUGGUGGAGAAAUACCGUCUAAUCCAGCAAUGGAGUGCUCUUGGAUACAUUCAGACAGAGGAUGAUGGUGAAAGGUGUAUCAACUAUCUUCUCGGAAUGUCAUUUCUUCAUAUUUCAAGGUCAUCCUUGGUUAGUCCAGGUCCGGCGCAUGCCAGAACUUCUCACAAGCUCACCAUGCAUGAUUUGGUGCAUGAUCUUGCAUCAAUAAUUGCUUCCAAUGAAUUCCUUGUUUUAGAUGCUAAUUCCACUGAACCAAGGGGUUGGAAUAGAGCUCGUUACUGCCGACAUGCACGGCUGGUUAACUACCAGGAUCAACCCAAAGUUCUCGGAGAUCUGCCAACCAUGGCUAGAUCCCUCCAUUUUAGCUAUUCAGCAAAACUGGAACUUCCCCAAAUGGCAUUUGCUCAAUCCAAGUACAUACGUGUGUUGGACUUCAGCGGACAUUCAAUUGGGAGGCAGUCUACUUCAAGCAACUUAGACCUUAGUGGAAGUUCAGUUGAGGGGCAAUCCACUUCAAGCAGCGUAAUGAUGCCAUCAUCCAUUCAUAAAUCAAAGCUACUUAGGUACCUUGAUGCCACAUCCUUGCCAAUUACUUCACUUCCAAAGUCUUUCCACACACUAAAAUACAUGCAAACUUUAAUUCUAUCCAAAUGCUCACUUGAAACAUUGCCUGAUAAUAUCUCUAGCCUCAACAAGCUUUGCCAUUUGGACCUAUCUGGCAAUCUCAGCCUUAAUAAGCUCCCUGGAUCACUGGGGAAGCUCUCUAAACUCUCUUUCCUCAAUCUAUUGGGGUGUUCCAUGCUCCAAGAGUUGCCGGAGUCCAUCUAUGAGCUGAUAUGUUUACGGCACCUAGACAUGUCUGAGUGUCACGCCAUUAAAAAACUCCCUGAUAAAUUUGGCACCCUUUUGAAACUCAUAUUCCUAAACUUGUCAGGUUGUUCCAAGAUAACCAAACUACCUGACAAUCUUACACUUCAGUCUUUAGAGCAUAUGAACCUAUCAAAUUGCCAUGAGCUAGAAAGCCUACCAAACAGUUUUGGCAACCUUCAAAAGCUUGUGUUCUUGAGCCUCUCCGACUGCUACAAAGUUUCGUUGCUGCCCGAAUCCUUUUGCAAACUUAUACAUUUGAAAUUCUUAGAUCUUUCAGAUUGCCAUGACCUCAUGGAACUUCCUGAAUAUUUUGGUAACCUUUUUGAGCUUGACUCUCUGAACCUAACAAGCUGUUGCAAGCUGCAAGUACUGCCAGACUCAUUCUGCAAGUUGCUUAAGUUGAGGCAUCUCAAUUUGUCAUACUGCGUGAGGCUUGAAAUUCUCCCAUCCUGGUUAGGUGGCCUCAUGCUCCAAUUCUUGGACAUCUCUGGUACAAAUAUACUUGAUUUACCAGAUAGCAUCCGUGACAUGACUACACUCACUCAAUUUGUAGCCAUGUUAACAUACCCAAAUGUGUUUGACAAGGCUCAGGACAUUAAAAAACAUCUAAAUUUGCCAGAGAGAAUAGUUCAUAAGGUACAUCAGAUAAAAAAUAGAGGAUGCAGCAGUAUUGUGGAGUUAGCACAGUUGACUUGCCAUGAGCUCGAAGUUGCAGAACUUCAAAAUGUUAGUAAUUCAGAAGAUGCAGAGAGAGCUAAGCUGCGUGAUAAAUCAGAUCUUCAGUUGCUAGAUCUUAGCUGGGAAGGACAAGGAGAGGAGGGAAAAUCUGUGCUGGAGAGGCUCAUACCUCCUCGAACUCUGGAACACUUAUUUCUAUCGGGGUAUAUGAGCACGGAUUUCCCUAACUGGAUGUCUCACGUGUCCACCUACCUUCCUUUGCUCAUCGACCUCUCCCUUUAUAAUUUAGGAACAUGUGAUAAUCUUCCUCCAUUUGGGCAACUGCCAAAUUUACGAAAUCUAUUCAUGGAGAAUAUUCCUAACAUCAGAAAAAUUGGCAAGGAAUUCUAUGGAGGUGGAGGUUGUACAAAAUUAAGAUAUAUAAAGUUGAGGUCGAUGGAUAAUUUGGCGGAAUGGUGGACAACACAUUCAGGUAAAAACAAUGAAGAGUUCUUAAUCCCUAAUUUGCAUAGUUUGGAAGUAACGCACUGCCCCAAGUUGAAGUUCCUACCAUAUCCCCCAAGGAGUAUGUUUUGGCGCUUGAAUAACAGCACCAUGGUUUUGCCAGAAGGGGGUUUUGGGAAGCUUUUGUCUUCUGCUCUUCCUUUUGAGUUGGUAACAUUGAACUGCAAUUUUUCUCCAGUCAAGUGGGAUAGGCUUCGGCAUCUCCCCACCCUUAAGACAAUUGAAGUUAUUUCCUGCAACGGCUUAACGUCUCUCCGAAAGCUACUUUUAUCUUCGUUGAAGGACCUGAUGACACUGCCAGAAUGGUUGGGGAAUCUCACUUCUCUAGAACAUUUUUACAUCAAAGAUUGUCCCUUAGUGACAUCUUUACCUGAAAGCAUGAAGAAUCUUACUUCUCUCAGAGAACUAUGGUUGGGAGAUUGCAAAGACCUAGAUAUUUUGCCAGGAUGUCUAGGACAACUCAUCUCCCUUGAAAAAUUAACUAUCAAAGAUUGCCCCAACCUUACAAGUUUGCCUGAAAGCAUGGAGAACCUUACCUCUCUCAGAGAACUUUGGAUAAAGGAGUGCAACGGCCUAGAUGUGUUACCUGAAGGGCUGGGACAACUCACUUCCCUACAAGAAUUUAACAUCGUCAACUGCCCCAACCUCACAUGUUUGCCUGAAAGCAUACAGAACCUUACCGCCUUGAAGGAACUCUACAUUUGGGGAUGCCCAAAUCUGGCUGAGAAGCUCCGAGGAGAGAACGCCCAGAAGAUUUCUCACAUCCCGAUUGUCAAAGUAAAUGGUGGUACGAAACUCUUUCCACUUUUCUUAGUUACUUGUGAUUCAUUUGCACAUGGUUCUGCAAUAUUUGUGAUUACCAUCGAAUUUAUAGGUGCAUAG
Molecule: messenger RNA, 4676 nt
Organism: Aegilops tauschii subsp. strangulata
Lineage: Eukaryota; Viridiplantae; Streptophyta; Magnoliopsida; Poales; Poaceae
Molecular function (GO): protein binding; ADP binding
Source: RefSeq, a predicted model, not a curated record